AUGAUAAUAAGAAGCUUGUUACGCGCCCAAGCACCGAAGAUCGCGGGGAGGAGAUCUUUCCGCAUCCCCACUCGGACAUUUAGGACAACGCGAAGAUACUCGACUUCGAACGCUGAGAUGGCUUCACCUGUGCCUCAGAGCCAAGCGUCUAUGCUUGCCACGAUAACGACGGAUUUGGAUAAGAUUGCGCCGCGAUUUGAGAUUCAGCCAGAUCAAAUUGAGAUUCUUCAGACGCCUGCUGAGUUCUAUCAAACAUUGAAGGACAAAAUAUCCAAAGCUCAAUACCGGGUCUAUCUAUCGACACUCUACAUCGGCAAGACCGAACAUGAACUCAUCUCAACUAUCCGAGAUGCUCUCCAACGUAACCCCAACCUUAAGAUCUCUUUCCUCACCGACGCUCUUCGCGGAACUAGGGAAACACCAAAUCCUUCGACUGCCUCUCUCAUGACACCUCUCAUCUCGGAAUUCGGUCCAGACCGCGUAGAAGUACGCAUGUACCAUACACCCAACCUAACUGGCCUGCGAAAGAAGUACAUCCCAAAACGCAUCAACGAAGGCUGGGGUCUGCAGCACAUGAAGCUGUACGGUGUAGACGAUGAAAUCAUCAUGUCCGGUGCAAACCUGAGUGAAGAUUACUUUACGAAUCGACAGGAUCGCUACCAUCUGUUCAAAUCAAAAGACCUGACAGACUACUUCAAGAGGAUACACGAUGGCGUCGCCAAGUUGAGCUUCGACAUACAGCCAAGCAACCAAGAGGGAAGCGGAGGUUAUACCAUGACCUGGCCAACAACCAACGCCGCGCCCUCACCACUAGACUCCCCCUCGAACUACAAAUCCGCCGCGGAGAAGCACCUCGCCCACCUUCUCCUACCAUCUAAUUCCCCGCCCACCACAUCUCCCUCACCCUCCACCUCAAAAACAACAAUCUACCCCAUCCUCUCCCUCGUCCCCCUCCUCCCCUCCUCAACCGAACUCCCCGCUCUAACAAAAAUCCUAACUCACCUCACCACACCCCCCUUACAAAACUCGUCCUGGACCUUCACAGCCGGCUACUUCAACAUGACGCCCUCCUUCCGGCGCCUCCUCCUCUCCACCCGCCCGGCCUCCGGCACAGUCCUAACCGCCCACCCGCACGCCAACGGCUUCUACGGCUCCAAAGGCGUAAGCGGCAUGCUCCCAGCCGCAUACACACACCUUGCGAAAUCCUUCUUGCGCAAAGUAAAACACCAAGGCCUCAGCGAGAGCAUCGUGCUCAAAGAGUGGAAGAAGGGUAUGGUGGGCCAGGAGGGCGGGUGGACGUAUCAUGCCAAGGGGCUGUGGGUUACGUUUCCUUCUACCAAUGGUGGGGGAGGGGAGAAGGAAGAUCCCAGUCUGACGGUUAUCGGGAGUAGCAAUUAUACGAAGAGGGCGUAUGAGUUGGAUCUUGAGGCUAAUGUUGUUAUUGCGACGGAGGAUCCCGGGUUGAGGAAGAGGUUGGGGGAGGAGGUUAGGUGGUUGGGGGAACACGCGAGGGAGGUGGGUGAGAAGGAGUUUGAGAGGCCGGAGAGGAAGGUUGGGAUGGAUGUUAGGAUGGCGAUGUGGGCUGUUAGGGUGUUGGGUGGUGCUUUGUGA
Alternaria triticimaculans is the source of this 1611-nucleotide messenger RNA. RefSeq lists its product as uncharacterized. The transcript has 2 exons. Gene Ontology annotation, biological process: cardiolipin biosynthetic process. NCBI's taxonomy places the organism in Eukaryota, Fungi, Ascomycota, Dothideomycetes, Pleosporales, Pleosporaceae. Gene Ontology annotation, molecular function: CDP-diacylglycerol-glycerol-3-phosphate 3-phosphatidyltransferase activity. The record is from RefSeq and is a predicted model, not a curated record. Gene Ontology annotation, cellular component: mitochondrion. Bases 1 to 1611 code for a protein of 536 amino acids.